GGAUUUGGUACCAGGCACUUGCCUUCCCAACCGAAUGACGCAUCGUAUGAGCAUUAUGGUGAAACACUCCAUCAGCUAUUUCCCCUCAGUACACUACUUUCACGUAUUUCUCUUGCUGACUGCAACAGAGUUCAGUUCCUGCUAAGAGAAAUAUGUGACAAGCAGACUUUCAGGGAAUUAUGAAAUGGCAUGCAGUGUCUCUGCAGCCUGUGAAGCCCCUAAAAUACACAUAUUUUAGUGACAGAUGAACUGUGAGCUGCAGUUCAGGUUGGAAAUGGAAAACACUCCGCAGGGACAAAGCCUACUCAACAUUUUAAUGUUAGUAACCUGACCACAUAGUUUUAGAGUGAACCCUGUUCCACUUACCCUUUUCACCUCACUCACCUCAAUCACUGUGCUGCCUGCCAUGGUAACAAUUAACAGGAUCCCACCUGGUACAGAGGCCCAAAAGCACGCCAACAGGUCAGCGGGUGCGGGGUGGAAGAGUGUCGCCCUCUGACACUGGCGGUGUUUCCGGGUUGGAGAUCUCCUAUGGGCCCAGCCUGCCAUGGUGGUCCCUGCAGAUGGACUGUAGCUCAAUCAGAUAACCUCUCCUGGGGAUCAGGUUCACCUCUGUAACUCUCAUCCAAGACAUCCAGGGUUAAUCUCCCACAGAGAAGAUGGAUACCUGGAUAAGAAACAAUGAAUUACGAGGAUUUGGUGGUGGAAGUCAAGGUGACUAAUAUAAUUUAAGAGGUUACCUGACCUCUGGGGAAAGGGAUGGCCGGCUGAAAGUAAGCACCCAUAGCAGGAUGAUAUCUCACUUGUAUUCUGUAGACAAGAAGGAGCACUGGUCAAGACUAAAAGACGGUUAUCUCUCAUUUGUUGUAAUUAUAACUCCAGAGAUAUUAAUAUGGUUCAGUAUCACAGUGAGCCUUAUGUUAUGCCUUUAACAUUUCUUACAGGGGUCUCAAUUCUGGUCAUAAACAGAAAAAUAAGAAUGCACAAAUAGAAACCCUGCACUCAGCAGGCAGAUGACUGGAUCAUACAGUAUCUUCACUUCACAGAAACUUAAAUCUUACCAAGUAAAUUUGCAUCAUUUUUAGUCAAAUUAUCUCAUUGCACUUAAAAUUAGAUACAUUGACCCGAUUUGACCAAAAAGAAAUCUUGUCUCAAGGUAUUUUUGAAAACUGAUAAAAACUCAUGACAAGUUUUUGACUGGUUAUGAAACAGGCUGAAGAUAAAAGUGAUGGCUCUGUACAACCUACUGAGGCAACCAAGGCCAUAAAUAACAGGCUAUAAAUUUAUUAUGAAGUAAUUCUUAAAGACUGUAAUCUCUGUGAGGGGGUAGGUGUCACAUGUGGUGAUUUACAGCACUCUGAGGAAACAGCUUUAUUUUGCCUUUUCGAAAAAAAUAUUUAUGGAGAGUAAACAUUAACAACUAAAAGGCGGAUUUUUUUCAGGGAACACUUCUUAUACACGUGUAGAACAAAACCAAAACUAAUAAAGAUUUAAAAGGUUUUCCUUUGUUCACAGAGGGCGCCAAAACUAAUACGAACAGAAAGUUCCUCACCAGUGCUUUAACUAAAACAUUGUAUAAGUAACAGCAAUUUUACUCAAAUAGAAUAGUUCAGUACUCUUUCUAUUCCUUGAAAUAUCUUGACCUGAGAAUUUGAAUUAUGUCUGCUAUGUAGGGGAGAGUGGGGUAAGAUGAGCCACUUUUCAUUUUGGGAUCACUACAUCAAGACAAUCAUAGUUUUGUGUCUAACUAGUGUAUCUGCAUAUAUUUCAAGAUGUUGUGCAUCCCUGCAAACCAACAGAAUGAGUGUAAACAGAACUGUCUUGAUAAUAUAGCAUGCCAAAAAAGUGGUCUCCUAUGGUCAACUUACCCCGUGUAUGGGGUAAGUUGACCAUAGGAGAGGGGUAAGUUGAGCCGCACCUCUACUCCCCCCCACACUCUCCACCCCAGCCCUCCCUCACCUUCUCUCUCCCUAAAUAAGUCACUUCUUCACAUUCAUGUGUAUUUUUAUCUAUUAUACGCUAUUCAACUAGUACAAUAAUUAUUUUUAUUAUUAUUACAUAUAACUGUUAAAAAGCUGUUUUGUAAAAAAAAUUUUUUUUAAAUAAAAAAUUAACAUGAGAAUGCCUUUAAGUGAUUCAGAACAUUCACAGCUGUAUUUUUGAAAAGAAAAAGUAACACAUUUCAACAAUUUGACGUGAAAAUCUGAUCCUCUCAUCAGACUCAUCAUACUGGCUCAACUUACCCCUGAACUACUAUUAUGACUUUAUUUGUCCUCUAAGCUAAAAUGGUGGACUUUUAUUCUAGGUUUUUGACCUCAUGUUGUAGCUCAUAGAUACCACAAUUGAUGUAUAAAACAAAUUUAAAAUGAUCUUUUUAGGUCUGAACACAAUUCUAAUAAAACUUAUGACAGACUAAAUUCACUUUCAAGAGUGAAAAAUGUUUUUUUAAAUAAAUGUCUAACCCCUUCACCCAUGUGCUUCUAACCUUCACAGACUCCAUGAAUUGAUACCCAUCUCCUAAAUAUUUGGUCGCAUUAUCAAUUUCUUUUAGCAUUUCCAAGCAACAGGGGGUGGCUCAACUUAGCCCACCCUCCCCUGUCUGUUACACACACAGAAAACACCGUCACAAUCUAAUGUAACGUAAUACAACAGCUUUCAGAAAGCUUCUAAAUGUUGAGUUUUUGUUGACACGACCAUACAGGUGAUUACUGAACGUGUACUUGUGUUAAACUUACUCAACAGAGCUUUUACAGGUGACUCCGGCCAGUCUCUUGAUAUUCCCCAUCAGCAGAUCGCUCUCCUCUGCACUGAGCGCUGCAGCUUUAAGAACAUGACCCGGAAGAGGACCAGUUUGACCGGCACUCUUUCUACUUUUCCUUUCCGCUCAGGUCUCAGCAGUGUUGGGAGCGUGGAGUUCAUCAUCUGGGCUCACAAAAUCACCGAAAAUGAGCGUCCCGGCGUUUAUUGAUAUCACGGAAGAAGACCAGGUACGAAUCAUGUCCUCAAAACACUCGUUUAAUGUGGUUUCUUUCGCGGAUGAAUCGAUUGAAGGAAACUAUUUGACCGGAUAAAUUAGCACGGUAGCUAACAAAAUGCUAACCGCUCGCAGCUGUUUGUUAGAUGUUCAUUGUUCAAUAAUAAAUAAUUACAAUAUGAUGAUUGGCUGUAUUCACAAUGAUAACUUUAAACGGAAAUCGGUGCUGUUGUUUUAUUAAAUGUAUUUAUUUUUGGCAGUGGUGAAAAAUGUAAUAGAAUAUUUAACCAAAGCUUAUUUAGUUAAAACCCACCUAAGUGUAAAUACAACAGCUUCUUUGUUAGACUACAAUACAAUAUAAGAAGUGUUCUGUUUAAAAUGAUCUUAUAGUACUGAGGAGUUACUUUGAAUCCAUGGUGAUGAGGGUUGAGGAAGCAAGAUCUGUCUCCCACCCCUAAAUUAUGCAAAAGCAUCUUUCUCUAAAUAAACUCAUUGUUGAAUUAAACAAAACUCUGCACCUGGUCAUUGUGUAGCUGUGUAUUACAUCUGACAGGACCCUACAGACAGUCCCUGCUCGCUCAAGUCGUGGCCUGUUAUUAUGAGCCAAGAAGAAGGACUUAUGAGCUUUACUUGACAUGAACUAUCAUGCUGUCAGGUUUAUGUUUGGAUCUGUUGACUCAUUGUAGCUUGAGUCAAGUGUAAUGGGAUAAUGUAACUAAAACAAAUCACUUUAGUUAAUAGUAAACUUGAAGGUUUGAUUUUCUUUACAGGGGAAGUCCUGUUUUAAAAGCUGUCCAGCAAAUUACAAUAACACAAAAACGACUCAAUUACAGUUUAACGAGUACAUGUAAUUAAAUACUUUCCACCUUUUCUUGAAGACAAUUUUUUUUGCCAUCAGUGCUGCUACCACCAAGUCAAGUCACCAAAGCACACGUGAGUUAAUUUAGGAUCCAACACACUGAAACACAGAGUUAGACACCCCCUCAAGAGAUGAAUGUUGCCGACCCGUUACUUCUCUAGUUUUACCAACUUAAGUAACGACUGCACGAUAGCAAUAAACAGCGGACGGAGGAGCCAUAAACAAACCUCAACCAAAACGCCACUCUACAGCCACAAAUAAUGCUCAGAACAGCACCUAACUUCAUCAACAGUACAUAUAGGGUCCCAGUCAUAGCACUAGCCACCAAACGUUUUUUUAACUUUGCCUGAUUUCUUUAGCAAAGAGACUAAACACAACUCACCUACUCUCUUCCAGCAGCCGUUUGUCUGUAGCGAGACGCAGCUCAAGGUAGAACAUAGAGUAGCAUAGAAGCAUUAUUUGUGUCUAUAGAGUGGUAUUUUGGUUGAGGUUUGUUUAUGGCUCCGUAGACCGCAGUGUAUUGCUAUCCUCGUUACUAAAGUUGGUAUAACUAGAGAAGCAAGCGGUCUGCAACAUUCAUCUCUCGAGGGGGUGUCUAAUUCAGUGUUACGGUGUGUUUGACCCUAAAUUAAUUUCACGCCGGAAUAUCCCUUUAAAUCUACUCCCUACAGGGAAGGUGUUCACUUGGCCGGUUGAGAAACAUUACUAUAGUUCUCACUUCAUUUUUAGCCCCAGCAUGAACAGGUUUCUAUUUACAACAAAGACAAGCUACAGCCGUACAGUUCUCUCCCAUUAGGGUUUGUUGGUUGUUUUGCCCUCCGAGCUUAAGACCAAGGAAGUCUACGCAUUUGAGCUUCUGGACCAAACACUUAAGAACUAUUUCUUAUAGAUCUUCAGACCUGUGGACUCUGUGGAUACUUUUAAAGAGCAGCCAAGACCCUUUGUCUAGAUUUGCCUGCACUUUGUAUGUUAUUGACAAUUCAGAUUUAGAGAUUGUGGACUCAGUUGACUGGAUCUUCUUAGGCAAAUGGUUUCUAAGAUAUUUGAGCCCUCACAAGUAAAGAUUCUUCUCUAUUAGUUUUCAGUCUGGUAUGUUGGACGCAUGUAGGAUCCCAGCCUCUAAAUUAUACUAAACAUAAUGUUCGCUCAUAUGCUAUUAAAAGGUCAGACAUGUUGCUGGGAGAAAGGGCGUACUAAUCAUUUUGUUGUUGUUAAACUUUACAGGCCUCAGAGCUGAGAGCCUACAUCAAGGCCAAAGGAGCUGAGAUAUCAGAGGAGAACUCUGAAGGCGGACUUCAUGUAGAUCUGGCUCAGAUCAUUGAGGCGUGUGAUGUCUGCCUCAAGGAUGAUGAUAAAGGUAGGUGUUGAUCAGGACUGAACCAACACUCAGUUUCAUUGAGCAAUAGUUUUUGUUACUUAGGAGAACCCUUGUGUAUUUAAUCCCGUAUGUUAUAGUUCAGUUGGUUUAUGUGUCUCUGUGGACUGUCCAAGUUGUCCAAUAUGCAGAUCACCAAGACCCUGGACCUGUUAUCAACUGAUUACCAAACCAUUUCCCAGUAACAGAUAUUACAUAUGACUCUGUGCUUCUUUACAGAUGUGGAGAGUGUCAUGAACAGCAUUGUGUCUUUGCUGUUAAUCCUGGAGACGGACAAACAGGAGGCCCUCAUUGAAAGCCUGUGUGAGAAGCUGGUGAAGUUCCGUGAAGGAGAGCGGCCAUCCCUCAGGAUGCAGCUGUGAGUCCUUUUUAAUCUUUUCUCCUGAAUAUGUCCCCUUGGGUUCUGUUCUUGUGAAUCAACCAGCAUAAAAACAUCAUCUCAUCCAUCAAAAUAAUAAUAAAAAUGAGCUCUUGUGUUUUGCUCCUGUAGGCUAAGUAACCUGUUCCAUGGCAUGGAUGAGAACACUCCAGUGAGGUACACUGUGUUCUGUAGCCUCAUCAAGGUGGCUGCAACUUGUAACGCCAUCUCCUUCAUUCCCACGGACCUUGAUCAGGUAUAUACACUCUAUUCAUAUCUCCCUAUUACCAAACUGGAAUAACUCACUUCAGCACUGCAGAAAAAUCCAAAGACCAGCACUCAAUCCUUAUAAAGAAGCUCUGCAGAUGAUUUAUUAUGUCUGUCUGUGGUGCUUAUCAGGUGCGCAAGUGGAUCGUAGACUGGAACCUGAACACAGAGAAGAAGCACACACUCUUGAGGCUGGUGUAUGAAGCACUGGUUGACUGCAAGAAAAGGUGAGUAGGAAUAGAGCUGGACUGGUUUGUGUGUGUAUUCAGAAGACGACACAGAACUGCACUGAAUUCUACAGAUGAUACUAUAGAAAUUCUUGUUAUUCCUAUACUUGUGGGCUUAAGACUUAGACUGUGUUGGUUUUCUUAUUUCACAGUGAGGCUGCUGCUAAAGUGAUGGUGGAGCUGCUGGGGAGUUACACAGAAGACAACGCUUCACAAGCACGAGUUGAUGCACACAGGUAAAGCUGAGUGUCUUGUUUACCAUUUCUCACCAAGCUUUGAUAGAAUUUUAUUCGUCAUAACACACAAACCUUUUAUCUCUUACUGCGCUCCUCUCUUUAGAUGUAUCGUACGAGCUCUGAAAGACCCCAACACCUUCCUGAUCGAUCACCUGCUCACCCUGAAACCUGUUCGCUUCCUGGAGGGAGAACUCAUCCACGAUGUAAGAAGUGAAAAACACAUGACUGAUUGAAUCACACCUGGAUGUGAAUGCCUCAGUUUGUGUUUCACAUGAUUUUCUGAUGUUUCUUGAUGUAAAAUGUCAGUGACAGCUAAGACAAGUAUAGCCCAAUAUUUCAUUGGUGACCAGUCACUGGUUGAUAAACUCUGAAUGGUGAGCAGCAGGAAUGUUUGUACAUCACCAGCUGAAUGGGCUGAGACAAUGAAAACAUAUUUCUCAAUAGGGUGUGUGCACAGUUUUGUAGAAGAGAUUUCAUGGAUCAUCAGGUCAGCCUUUCUGAACAUAUUAAUGGUUUGGCUGGCUGUUCAUCAAGGAAACAGUGUUUGCUGAGGUGACGUACGUUACAUUGAUCACUUACAUGACUUUAUUAACAACAUGGUUUUUUUUUUUUCUGUCUGCCUCUCUUUGCAGCUAUUAACCAUCUUUGUGAGUGCAAAGUUAGCAGCAUACGUCAAGUUUUACCAGAAUAACAAAGACUUCAUCGACUCUCUCGGUAAGUAGAAUGAACUGGAGAGGAUGCAUCAACUCUGCGGAAACUCGCAUGUUUAUGAAUGAAAGAAAAGUAUACAAAGCAGGUGUUUCAGUGCUUUAAAUAGGCACAUAUGCUGUAGAAAAGCACCACAUAUAUUCAAGAAGAAUGAGGAAUAAAAGCAUUGAGCUAUAAAACAAUAACAAAAUAACCAAAAAAGAGUCCGAUCCUUUAAUUAUGGCCACAGUGCAGAUAACAUUGCCAGAGUUAGUCGUAAAUUACUCAGAGUCUAAGAAGGAAAACAAACAUGCAGAGAGGAAAUGAAUCAAGUAAAUGCAGAGUAGAACAACAGGGUUUUUCCAAAACUGCAGCAGUCUGAUAAUCUUGAAACAACACUGUCUAUGUCGCUGGGCAGUGAUAAAUGGCACGUCUGCCCUUUUCCUUAUUUAUCAAUCAGUAUUUAUAUAUAAUACGUGUGCACGGUUAAGUGACUGCUUUUUUUAGAAGUCUGUUUUUUCAUGUCACGCUACAUCUAAGAGCAACAAACAAGCAAGCCAGUAGAUAUCCAUGGAUUUAGACGUAAAGUAUUCAUGUUUAUCCUCAUUUUGCUAAGUUUUCCCAUCAUGUCAGCGUCCUCCUUUUAUUCUUAUAUUUACAAAAUUAAGUAGCAGCUCUGAUGUGGGAGGAGCUUAAAAAAUGUCUCAAUCCCAAAAUGUUUAACGAUGAAUACUGGAUUUUUUUUCUGGAUUCACUUAUACUGUGGAGGGUGCAAGUACAAAAAAAAUCCCCAUAUCAUCCAUCCUUUUCUCCAAAAUUGAAAUUAUUUUAUCAUUUGCAGUUUUAAUAUUUACUACACACUAAUUAUAAACUCUUUGAGCCAUAACAGCAUGCUGUGUUGACACAGUAGAGGAAUGCGUGUGUGUCAGCAGUGCGUCUCUUAUUCACAACUAAAAGACUGGGGUCUAAUUACGAGCAUGUGUAGGAUGGGCUCUGAAAACAGAAAACGCAGAGUUAUGUUUGUGUUAAUGAGAAGAUUCCCUGACAGCGUGCUCCUAAAUGUAGCAACAACUAUCACAGGGAAACUCCCUGAGCUGAGCUUAAUCGACUGUGACUGCUUUGUGCUUAAUGAUCCCUGCGUGUUGUUAUGCAGGCCUGUCUCACGAGCAGAACAUGGCCAAGAUGCGUCUGCUGACAUUCAUGGGCAUGGCGGUGGAAUUCAAGGAGAUCUCCUUCGACACCAUGCAACAGGAGCUGCAGAUCGGAGCAGAUGACGUAGAGGCCUUUGUCAUUGACGGUACAAGCUCUUCACCUUAGAUGAAUCUUUGCUGUCUCCUGUUAAAGUAUUAUGCUCGUUACAAGCGGCAGCUAAUUAGAGGUUAAAAAGGACAGUUAUUAGACAGUGAAUUCCCUCUCUAAAGAGACUUUUCUUUCCUCCUCUCAAUGAAAAGAAUGCGUUGGUGACAAAAAAGGGACUUGAAUUAGGACUUCACAUGGCACAGGACCAAGAAUAACACCCAGUGUUCUGUGCCCAGGAUUCAUUUCCUAUUUGUAGUCUCAUUUUUCAUCCUGGCGUCAGUGGAGUUUUAAUUGCUUUCUCUCUCUCUCGCUCCGUUUUCGCUGUAACUUUAUUCCUUUCAUGUCUUCUUUGUCUUUGUAGCCGUUCGUACCAAGAUGGUGUACUGCAAAAUCGACCAGACACAGAGGAAAGUUGUAGUGAGGUAAGUCCAUUCAUCAAACCAUUACACAUGGCUUAACAUGUACUAAAUAAAGAUCUUUAUCAAAGAGGCAUUCAGAGCCGAUGUCGACCUGGUUCAUAUUCAGACGUAAUUUACUGUUUUCAAAACAGUCCUUCCACUGAUGGAGCCACCAGACCUGCAGUCUUGUUGUUAGUGCACUGUAAACAGUGAUGCUCACUACUCAAGCUGUCUGAACUGAAUGAAGCUUUACAUAUGGUUGUGACUGAAGACGGGAAUUUAUUUGUAUUCUACUUUAUUGAAACUAAGAGAGCCAAGUCGCCGUUCAUCAUUUUAAGUCUACAUUCAGAAGGCUUUGUUCUUUGUUUUCUGCGGCGCCUCCUCCUUAAUUUUUCCUCAAGUCAUUCAUGCUGGACCAGAGCUGGUCUGCAAAAACUGAAUAAUCAACUGGUUUGUGCAGACCUGAAUUUGGCCAAAGCAGUUUUGCCUCUCUCCAAUAUCAUUGAUGCUGAGUACCAAAGGCAUAACUGUAAAUGAAUUCCCUUCAAGGACAUUUCUUUUUCAGUUUCACAUAACCGCUUAAAGAUUUAGUCUACAGAAUAAAAAAGAGGCUGCCAUAUCUGUUUAAACCUGGUUAUUUUCCUUAACAUAUCAUAUCAGUAUUGUUCCUCCUGAAGUAUACGAGAGCACUGUAAGCAAAGUUUCAAAGCCAGGGGGUUUCUUUUUUUUCCAAAUCUAUAGAACCAUUUCUUUUUUCGUCUACAAUCCUUGUUUAGAUAAAAUAUAAGAUAUGACUUGAACCCACUUUCUUCUGUGAACUUCAAAUCUUUCUUCUCCCCUUUCACUCUCCAGCCACAGCACACACCGCACAUUUGGCAAACAGCAGUGGCAGCAGCUGCACGAUAGCCUCAGCGCCUGGAAAGCCAACCUCGCAACCGUCAAGACCAGCCUGCAAGCCCUGUCACCGUCUGCUUAAUUCCACCUUAACCCAACCGUUUAGACCGCCUGACCCCUAAUUCUUAACUGCUCUUCUAAUGCCAUGACUGAAACGAUCAGUUUUUAUAUCUCUCCAAUAAAAGAUCAGUGGAGAUCAUC
Molecule: messenger RNA, 9775 nt
Organism: Xyrichtys novacula (pearly razorfish)
Lineage: Eukaryota; Metazoa; Chordata; Actinopteri; Labriformes; Labridae
Source: the annotation of a GenBank genome assembly